Molecule: messenger RNA, 6252 nt
Organism: Phodopus roborovskii (desert hamster)
Lineage: Eukaryota; Metazoa; Chordata; Mammalia; Rodentia; Cricetidae
Product: sorbin and SH3 domain-containing protein 2-like
Biological process (GO): Notch signaling pathway
Cellular component (GO): neuronal cell body; plasma membrane; dendrite
Molecular function (GO): protein binding
Source: RefSeq, a predicted model, not a curated record
AUGCAUCCCAGUGAAGAUUCUGACAAGACAAUUGUGUAUUCUGAGGAAUCCAAUACAACUAUCUCGUACACACAAAAAAUCACUAAUCCGCUACCAGCAGCCUCCAGAUCCACUCCUGCACUAUUUGGAGACAUUAACACCCCAUUUCUACAAGAGGACUACAUGCAAGAUUCUCAAAGUCGAAGGAUUUCUACCUUGAAACUAACCCAUAACCAGGACCUAGGAAGUAGCCCCCCUCAGACACCACAAUUUUUCAACCCCACUGAUGUUCCAUCAUUUCUGAAAAGGUCUUGCUCACCAACCCCUACCCCAGGACCUAACACACACACAUCUCUUUCCAUUCAGAUAGCUCCCCAUUCAGGGCAUGAUCUUGAAAGUCACCAACAGUUCCCUGAGCUGCCUCCAGAGAGUGAAAAGAUGCCUCUUCAGCAAGAGAGACAAACGUCUACAGAUGCCAAGACCUGUCAAUCCCCAGCGAGCCAGAUAACCAUCAAUGGCAACUCUGGUGGUGCAGUGAGUCCAGUGAGUUACUAUCAGAGGCCUUUUUCCCCUUCUGCGUACUCCCUUCCAGCCUCACUCAACUCCAGCCUUAUCAUGCAGCAUGGCAGAUCACUUGAUUCUGCAGAGACGUAUUCCCAGCAUGCCCAGUCUCUGGAUGGCACCAUGGGAAGCUCCAUCCCACUCUACAGAUCCUCAGAAGAAGAGAAGAGAGUGACGGUUAUCAAGGCACCGCAUUACCCAGGGAUCGGCCCUGUGGAUGAGUCUGGCAUCCCCACCGCCAUUAGAACGACAGUUGACAGGCCAAAGGACUGGUACAAGACAAUGUUUAAGCAAAUUCACAUGGUACACAAGCCAGAUGAGGAUACAGACAUGUAUAAUACUCCUUACACAUACAACGCAGGUCUGUACAACUCACCCUACAGUGCUCAGUCACACCCUGCUGCGAAGACCCAGACCUACAGACCCCUUUCCAAAAGCCACUCAGACAAUGGCACAGAUGCUUUUAAGGGAGCGCCCUCCUCAGGGCCUCCCCCCCAUGUCCCGCCACGACCAAGAGAUCAGUCCUCAACAGAAAAGCAUGACUGGGACCCUCCAGACAGAAAGGUAGACACCAGAAAAUUUCGAUCCGAGCCAAGGAGUAUUUUUGAAUAUGAGCCGGGGAAGUCAUCCAUUCUGCAGCAUGAAAGACCCCCCCCUCUCCCAACAACUCCAACACCUGUUCCCAAGGAACCCAGUCGGAAGCCUGUCUCAGUGUCACCCUCAACAGAUGGCCUGCGUAGCCCUUCCCCUCCACCCCGGAGCUGUGUCCCCACAGCACCCCGUCAGAGUCCGAGUGCCCCAGCUCUCUCUCCCACCCGGACUGGUCGCAUAAAUCCAGAUGACAUAGAUUUAGAAAAUGAGCCCUGGUAUAAAUUCUUUUCAGAACUGGAAUUUGGACGUCCGCCUCCUAAAAAGGCUCUGGACUAUGUUCGAGAUCCUUCUUCCGGUGUUUCCAAUGAGGCCUCCAUCUAUCAGUCCACUAUUGACAGAAGCCUGGAAAGACCCAGUAGUUCUGCAAGCAUGGCUGGUGACUUUAGGAAACGGAGGAAGAGUGAACCUGCAGUGGGCCCACCCAGAGGCUUGGGUGAUCAGAGUAUGAACAGGACCAGCCCGGGGCGAGCAGACCUCCAAGGAUCAAGUUCCACAUUGACGAAGUCUUUCAUUAGCUCUUCUCCUUCCUCUCCAUCAAGAGCCCAAGGUGGGGAUGAUAGCAAAAUAUGCCCAACCCUUUGUAGUUACUCGGGGCUCAAUGGCACCCCCUCUAGUGAGUUAGAAUACUGUAGCGCCUAUAGACAGCAUUUGGAUGUCCCCCGGGACUCUCAAAGGGCCAUCACCUUCAAGAAUGGAUGGCAAAUGGCCCGGCAAAAUGCGGAGAUCUGGAGCAGCACUGAAGAGACUGUGUCCCCAAAAAUCAAAUCACGUAGCUGUGAUGACCUCCUGAAUGAUGAUUGCGACAGCUUCCCAGACCCUAAAGCCAAGUCAGAAAGUAUGGGUUCUCUGUUAUGUGAAGAAGACUCCAAAGAGGGCUGCCCCAUGAUGUGGACUUCCCCCUACAUCCAGGAAGUGUGUGGUAACAGCAGAUCUAGAAUCAAACACAGGUCAGCCCAUAAUGCCCCAGGCUUCCUCAAAAUGUACAAGAAAAUGCAUCGCAUCAACCGCAAGGAUUUGAUGAAUUCAGAGGUAAUUUGCUCUGUGAAGUCCAGGAUACUGCAGUAUGAAAAGGAACAGCAGCACAGGGGUCUGCUCCACGGAUGGAGCCAGUCUUCCACCGAGGAGGUGCCCAGGGACAUGGUGCCCACCCGCAUUUCAGAAUUUGAAAAGCUGAUACAGAAGUCCAAGUCCAUGCCCAAUCUAGGGGAUGAGAUGUUGUCUCCUGUAACCCUAGAACCCCAACAAAAUGGUCUGUGUCCUAAGAGGCGGUUUUCUAUUGAGUCUCUGCUAGAGGAAGAAACUCAGGGUAGACAACCUUCUCAGGGUCAGCGAAGCUGCAAAUCUAAAACCCUGGUGCCCAUCCACAUCGAAGUCACAAGCGAUGAGCAUCCCAGAACACACAUAGAGUUUUCCGACAGUGACCAAGAUGGAGUUGUGUCUGACCACAGUGACUAUGUUCAUGUAGAAGGGUCAUCCUUUUGCAGUGAAAGUGAUUUUGAUCAUUUUUCAUUCACAUCCUCUGAAAGCUUCUAUGGCUCCAGCCACCACCACCACCACCAUCAUCGGCACCUCAUCAGUUCCUGCAAAGGCCGAUGCCCAGCCUCUUACACUCGAUUUACCACCAUGUUAAAACAUGAAAGAGCUAAACAUGAAAACAUUGACCAACCCAGAAGGCAAGAAAUGGACCCCAGCCUAUCUAAACUUGCAUUUCUAGUCAGCCCCGUGCCUUUCCGGAGGAAAAAGAAUGUGACUCCCAAAAAACAGACUGAACAGGCCAAAUGCAAAGCCUCUGUAGUUGAGGCUCUGGACUCUGCCCUCAAAGACAUCUGUGACCAAAUAAAGGCUGAAAAAAGGAGGGGAAGCCUACCAGACAACAGUAUAUUGCAUAGGCUUAUCAGUGAACUGUUGCCAGAGAUCCCUGAAAGGAAUUCAUCCCUUAAUGCUCUGAGAAGGAGCCCCAUGCACCAGCCUUUCCACCCACUGCCUCAAGAUGGUGCUAUUCAUUGUCCACUCUACCAAAAUGAUUGUGGGAGGAUGCCUCACAGUGCCUCCUUCCCAGAUGUGGACACAGCCAACAGCAGCUACCAUGCACAGGACUAUGGUAGUGCACUGAGUCUCCAAGACCACGAGUCACCUAGAAGUCAUUCAUCUACUUUGACUGACUUGGGAAGAAGUGUAUCACGGGAACGAAGAGGAACUCCAGAAAAAGAGAAAUUGCCUGCAAAAGCUGUCUAUGAUUUCAAAGCUCAGACAUCUAAGGAGCUAUCAUUUAAGAAAGGAGAUACUGUCUACAUCCUCAGGAAAAUCGACCAGAACUGGUAUGAGGGGGAGCACUACGGCAGAGUAGGCAUCUUUCCAAUCUCGUAUGUGGAGAAACUAACACCUCCAGAGAAAGCGCAGCCUGCCAGACCACCACCCCCAGUCCAGCCUGGAGAGAUUGGCGAAGCCAUAGCCAAAUACAACUUCAAUGCAGACACAAAUGUGGAACUCUCCCUGCGAAAGGGCGACAGGAUUAUUCUUCUUAAAAGAGUUGAUCAAAACUGGUAUGAAGGUAAAAUCCCCGGAAGCAACAGGCAAGGCAUCUUCCCUGUCUCCUAUGUAGAAGUCAUCAAGAAGAACACAAAAGGUGCUGAUGAUUACCCUGACCCUCCUAUACCCCACAGCUACUCUAGUGAUAGAAUUCACAGCCUAAGUUCCAAUAAGCCUCAUCGCACAGUGUUCACCCAUGACAACAUUCAAGGUGGGGGGGAACCGUUUCAGGCUCUGUAUAACUAUACUCCUAGGAAUGAAGAUGAGCUGGAACUCAGAGAAAGUGACGUCGUUGAUGUGAUGGAGAAGUGUGAUGAUGGAUGGUUCGUGGGAACCUCAAGAAGAACCAAAUUCUUUGGUACCUUUCCCGGAAACUAUGUCAAGAGGCUGUGAAUCACCUUCCUCCUUAUUUACUCCACAUUUCAACAACACAUAUGCAGAACUCAUCUGAAACAUCCCAGCAGGCCUGUCGCUGUCAUGCCUUACGGUUUCCAAUAGGCCAUUGCCAUCUCCACCUGCUGCCACCAGAUCACCAGCAGCGACUACCGCUGGGAGCUUCAGGGAAAUGUGGCAAACUUAUACUCGCAUAAAUGCAGUUUCCUUCUUUGAAAUGUUGUGGCAUAGAAUCAGAAUGAAAGUUGUCAUAAUUUUAAAAAGUGGAAUAGUUAAAGCAGAAGGAAAGAAAGAAAGAUAGGAAGGGAGGGAGGAAGGAAGGAAGGAAAGAAGGAAGGAAGGAAAGAAGGAAGGAAGGAGGGAAGGAAGGAAGGAAGGGAGAAAAAGAAAGACUCUCCAGGAAGCUUUCUGGUCUCAAGGCUGUAUUCCCACCUCUCUGGAAGGUGUUCUGUCCUCAGGAAGCCAGAAGACUGUUUUCUGAAAUGCUAUGAUUUGCAUUUUCACCCUCAGCUUGGCAGUAUAUUUCCCUUUCACGAGUUUGCCUAGUGCCCUGGUUUACACUAUAUGACAACUAUACUUCAGCUGUUAUUUGCCUGCACUUCUCAUAUAUUGUUUUAUGCACAGUGAUCAUAAAAUCUAGAGUGAAUAGAAAAGUUAAUUGGGAUGGGUGUGAUUUUUGUUAAUUGCAUUAAGUUUUCACAUAGGAGGUUUUUCCUGUUCAUUUUUUGUGUGUACUUAUUAAAAGUGCAAACAGUGAGUGAUUAAGAUCCCUUGGUCACUACCAUGACUAUCAUGAAGUUUUAGCCACACUGCAGGACAAAUCGUGUUGUAAAUUUGCAUUGCUGUUUUAUAUUAAAAUAUAAUCAUCAGCAUCAUGGACAAAGAGCUCUUAGUGUUUAUUUAUCUGUUAAAACUUAAAAGCAGUGUUAGUAAGAGGGGCAAAGAAAUGAAAGUAAUACCCAUAGGUAAGUUUCACUGUGUGUACACUUACACAUUCGAUUGUAUAAGGACAUAUAAAUCACAUGCUGUGUUGUACAUUUUAUGGAAAUGUAAAAGAUUACCAUAUUAUUUUAUAGAGUACUUCAGGAGCAUCCUGAGUGUUGCUGGCAUUAGCAAGGAUUAUGAUCAAUACAAUUAUUUUUACUACAACAAUUAUUUUUCUUCUAUGGAACCCAGAAUCCUGACUCCGUUUGUAGACAGGAAUAUAUAUGUUGAGCCUGAUUUUUCUGGUGUAUGUAACAUACUUCCUAGAAAUAAUAAAUUAGGCACUUUUAGAUAUAAUGGUUAAAUCAUUCAGGUUGUAUUUUCUGCCCCCAAACAACUGUACAAAAUGAUAACAAACCUGAAAGAUUUAAUGUAUUCACAGUGCCUGCGUUCCACAUAUCCUGAUACUUAGCUUUGUAUUUCAAAUGAAUUUGCUUAAGACCUGUUUGUCUUUGAAUCUUUAGCACCUUAUAGACAAAACUUUUUAUGGCUUUCCUCCAGUGGGCAAUGCUUGAUCUCCCACAACAUAGACCAUAGACUCUAGCAUUUUGUACAUAUGCUUUUUUUUUUUUUUUUUUGUACAGACUAUUAACUUGUUUAGGAAAUGGGAAUUUCCCAAUUUGAUCUUUAUCCUGCACUUAAGCUGAGUUUUAAUUCUUUCAGCAGAUCGCCCUUUAGGGUAUCUUGACAGCUCACAGGCUAGUAUGAACCUGGAAGAUAGUAUCUACACAAAAUUCUAUGAAUUGAAAAGAUCUUUGUAACCAAUCUAAAAUGCACAUAAAUCUGGCUACAGAGGAACAUCAUUAAGGGGAAGAAUAAAAAUACUUUUGAGAAACCCACUUUACUGUCCAGUUCACAGCCAGCUUUCUAUUAGAAAAAUUUGGGAUUGGAAGUCAGUCAGCCACAUGCAGCUUUGCUGAUGAAUGAACACUACUUUUUCAUAUCAUUUGUGAAAACAAAUCUUCAACUCUGUUGCCCGUUAUAUUGAAGAAAUUUUGCUGUUUCUACUCUCUGUAUCUGAUUUUAAAAGGAAAAAAAUAUUCACACCUGGCUUUCAGGUCAUUGACUUUGAAUUCUUACUAGCAAAGGUCACUGUGUUUUUCUUGAGUCGAUACUUAAUAAAUUUUGCUUGAAAGUACUUCUACUUUUUUGGCA